Messenger RNA from Drepanopeziza brunnea f. sp. 'multigermtubi' MB_m1, 2121 nucleotides. The record is from RefSeq and is a predicted model, not a curated record. Lineage: Eukaryota; Fungi; Ascomycota; Leotiomycetes; Helotiales; Drepanopezizaceae.
AUGGCUCCAGCUUCGCAAGACUCGGACGCUAUCGUCAAGGCCCUGCGAGUACCUCCCCCACCAGGAACCCCGUAUUCCCUCCCCGUUCCUGGGACAGAAAAGGAAGGCCGGUCCGCCGUCUACAGACAUUGGAGAUUCCUCGAUAAACCACUGCUGGAGUAUCUGGAUCCAAGCGCUACUACCGCUCAUGAGAUCUUCGAGGCCUCGGCCAAGAAGUACGCGAAUGCUAAAUGUUUGGGACACCGCCCAUACGAUCCUGUUACCAAGCAGUAUGCGAACAACUUCGUGUGGAGCACAUAUGCGGAGCUGGCUCUCCGAAGGAAGAACUUCGGUGCUGGUCUAGUGGAGUUGCACAAGAAGGCUGGCGUCACGGGAGAGAACUACGGUGUUGGUUUGUGGUGUCAAAACCGACCGGAAUGGCAGAUUGCUGAUUUGGGAUGUCAGUCUCAAUCCCUGUUUACCGUAUCCAUCUACGAAACUCUUGGUCCAGAGACCACCGAAUACAUCAUCAAUCACGCAACCCUGAAUUGUGUUAUCACAAGUCUUGUACACAUCCCUACGCUGUUGAGACUUGCCCCUCGGAUACCAACACUGAAGAUUAUAAUCUGUCUGGACCCACUGGAGGCAGGAGAGCAACCUGGGAACUCCAAAGCAGAGCUUCUGAAUGCUCUUGCAGUAGAUACCGGUAUCUCGAUCCAUUACAUGGAAGAUGUUGAAGCUUUGGGUGCCAAGUCCGGUCUCCCAAUGAAGCCCCCGCGGCCAGAAGAUAUCAUCACUAUCAACUACACCUCUGGAACAACUGGGAAUCCCAAGGGAGUGGUUCUCACACACGCCAAUGCUGCGGCAGCAACUGCAGCCGCUCGGGUGACCGGCGAUACCAUGAGCUCCGAUGUGUUAAUUUCGUACUUGCCAUUGGCUCACAUCUACCAACGAGUGGCUGAACACGGUGCGCUUUCUGCGGGAGCAUCUAUUGGGUACUUCCGUGGUGAUAUCCUCGGCCUCGUCGAAGACAUGAAGAUCCUGCGCCCUACGGGCUUCAACUCGGUUCCCCGUCUGUAUAACAGAUUUGGCUCUGCCCUUCGAGCAGCAACUCUCGAUGCGCCAGGUAUUAGGGGUGCAAUGGGACGUCAUGUCAUCGCUACAAAGCUUGCAUCGAUGAAGCUCCCUCCUGGACAAGCAACUAACAAGCAUUUCUUCUGGGACCGAGUUUUUACUCCAAAGGUUGCUGCAAACUUUGGAUUCCAACGAUGCCGAGGCAUGGUUAGUGGUAGCGCCCCAAUUGACCCAACUCUUCAUCAAUUUCUGCGCGCCGCCUUCGGAAACGACUUCAUUCAAGGCUACGGUCUCACGGAAUCCUAUGCUGUCGGCGUCGCCCAAUCACAGGACGACUUCUCGUCUGGAAACUGUGGAGGGUUCGGUAUUGGCAUGGAAGGCUGUCUUCAGUCCGUGCCAGAUAUGGAUUACCUCGUAACCGAUUCUCCCAACCCCCGCGGCGAGCUUCUGCUGCGAGGAACCGCUCGAUUCCGCGAGUACUACAGAAACGAAGCCGAGACUGCAAAGGUCAUUACCGACGACGGAUGGUUCCGCACAGGCGACAUCGCAGAAAUCGACUCGAUGGGCCGCGUCAAGAUCGUAGACCGUGUGAAAAACGUGCUCAAGCUCGCACAGGGCGAGUAUAUCUCCCCUGAACGAAUUGAGAACGUGUACCUUGCCAAUACGAACAUUAUUGGGCAAGCGUACGUACACGGCGACUCGACGCAAUCCUUCCUUGUUGCUGUCUUCGGUGUCGACCCCGUUGCAUUUGCGCCUUUCGCAAGCGGAAUUUUGAAAAAGACUAUCAAUGCGGAGGAUAUCGAGGCUGUAAAGGCUGCGGCUAAAGAUAGCAAGGUGCGGAGGGCGGUUGUCAAGGAGCUGGAUAAGAUUGGCAAGAAGAACAAGUUUAAUAGAUAUGAGCUCGUCCGGAAGGUACACUUGGAGAUUGAGCCAUUUACGAUUGAGAACGAGUUGUUGACUCCUACACUCAAGCUCAAGCGUCCGCAAACAGCGAAGAAAUUCCGCGCCGAGAUUGACCAGAUGUACGAGGAGGCUCUUGCUGAAGAGGCUCCGAUGGCGAAGUUGUAG